This is a messenger RNA of Carlito syrichta (Philippine tarsier), 1227 nucleotides long. RefSeq names its product EGF like domain multiple 7 (gene EGFL7). The record is from RefSeq and is a predicted model, not a curated record. NCBI's taxonomy places the organism in Eukaryota, Metazoa, Chordata, Mammalia, Primates, Tarsiidae. Gene Ontology annotation, cellular component: extracellular region; cell surface. The coding region runs from base 41 to 865 and encodes 274 amino acids. The transcript is spliced from 8 exons. Gene Ontology annotation, molecular function: signaling receptor binding; calcium ion binding. Gene Ontology annotation, biological process: anatomical structure development.
CACCCAGGGGAGAAGGCUGUCCCACCCGGAGACACGGGUCAUGUGGGGCUCCCGGGAGCUGCUUGUAGCGUGGUUGCUGGUGUUGGCAGUGGGCGGCAUGGAGCAUGUCUACCGGCCUGGCCGCAGGGUAUGUGCUGUUGAGACUCCCAGGGGCCCUGUCUCUGAGUCCUUCGUGCAGCCCGUGUACCAGCCCUUCCUCACCACCUGCGACGGGCACCGGGCCUGCAGCACCUACCGGACCAUCUAUAAGACCGCCUACCGCCGCAGCCCAGGGCUGGCUCCCUCCAGGCCACGCUACGCCUGCUGCCCCGGCUGGAAGAGGACCGGCAGGUUCACCGGGGCGUGCAGAGCAGCAGUGUGCCAGCCACCAUGCCGGAAUGGAGGGCGUUGUGUCCAGCCUGGCCACUGCCACUGCCCUGUCGGAUGGCACGGGGACACCUGCCAGUCAGACGUGGAUGAGUGCAGUGCCGGAAGGGGUGGCUGUCCCCAGCGCUGCGUCAACACCCCGGGCAGUUACUGGUGCCAGUGCUGGGAGGGGCACAGCCCAUCUGCAGACGGUACCCUCUGCCUGCCUGAGGGAGGGACCCCCGGGGUGACCCCGAGCCCCACGACAGGUGCAGACAUGGCUGUAAAGGAGGAAGUUCAGAGGCUACAGACCAGGGUGGACUUGCUGGAGGAGAAGCUGCAGCUGGUGCUGGCUCCACUGCACAGCCUGGCUUCACAGGCCCUGGAACAUGGGCUCCCCGACCCCGGCAGCCUUCUGCUGCACUGCUUCCAGCAGCUGGGCCGCAUCGACAGCCUGAGUGAGCAGAUCUCCUUCCUGGAAGAGCAGCUGGGGUCCUGUUCCUGCAAGAAGGAGACGUGACCAGCCAGGCCCCAGCCCCGUCUCAACCCAGGCUGGACCGAGCCACUCCCCUUCCCUCCCUGCUGUGCCCCCACCCUGUGUUCCUCCCCAAGGUGCUAGGCACCCAGACGCCAACCCUGACGGUGACUGUGAGCAGAGGGUGAGGGAGAGCUGGGGCAUGGGCCGGGGGUCUUCUGUGUGAAUCCACCUCCAGCAACCCCGAGGGCCUUCCAGGGCCCGGCGGGCUUGCAGCUGAGGGAUGGUACGAGCCCUCUGCCCAGAGCCUGGGGUGGUAGUUCUGGGAGGGCAGCCUGGCGCGGGCGGGGGCGGGGGCAGGGCCUGUCCCCUGAUGUCACAAUAAAGACGAGACUUGAGCCACCCCA